AUGGCUAAGCGGCGAAACACACACAACAAGAAGCAGAAAGACAAGGUCUGGAAACGAGGCACGUCUUUGCAAAAAAAGACGGUGGAAUUGGGUGAAAUAGCAAACGUUCUCAUAGCCCUCAUCUACUGGAACCCGACCCACAACCACUUCGAAAAGGCGGUGCACGUUCCCAAAGGGCAGUCAUUGCCGGACGCUACUGAGCUUACUAUGGAGUAG
Anthostomella pinea is the source of this 216-nucleotide messenger RNA. NCBI's taxonomy places the organism in Eukaryota, Fungi, Ascomycota, Sordariomycetes, Xylariales, Xylariaceae. The record is from the annotation of a GenBank genome assembly.